This is a messenger RNA of Fusarium sp. VM40, 435 nucleotides long. NCBI's taxonomy places the organism in Eukaryota, Fungi, Ascomycota, Sordariomycetes, Hypocreales, Nectriaceae. The record is from the annotation of a GenBank genome assembly.
AUGUCUUCGUCAUCCGCAUCUGCACCUGGCCCACACCCGCUGGCCCUCCCGCCCACCUUCUCUCCCGAUACUCUAGACGCCCUCUCCGAGCUCUCCCUCGUCCUCGCCCGCGUCCGCGCCGGCAUUCAGUCCUCAGCCGGAAUCACCACCGAGCCUGCGCCAGGAACCACCGGCCCCAGCGCCUCCGGACCUACGCUCUCCUUCAAAGAUGUGCCUGGAGCGACUGAUGGCUUGAAACACAAGCUGCAGCGUGCUCGCAACCAGGUUCGCGAGCUGCCUGAUAUGGACCGCUCUGUCGCAGAGCAGAACGAGGAGAUCCGUGAGCUUGAGAGUCGCAUUGAGAAGCAGCGCGCACUACUUCAACGACUCAGAGACGAAGCUACCGGAAGGGAUCGAAAAGACGAUGUCAGCGCUGGUGACAAGAUGGAGUCAUGA